CAAGCUGAUUGGGUUGAUCGUGUCAAAAGAGGAAGUUGUGAACCAGAGCCUGAUCUGGAAGUAGCCGCCCUAAAAGCUUUGAAAAGGGAAAUAACAGGGACGGACGUGCGUAGAGUUAGUGGGUUUAUUAUUGCAAGACUGCAAGAUAAACCCGGCGUAUAAAUAUUAAUCUGAGCCGAAAUUGUAAACCGCGAGCCCAGUCCGGUCGUGAGCGGCGGCCACGCGUGCCCGCGGUUGACAUUUUAAGCUAACGAAAAGUGAUGCCUUCAGCCUUCUAGAAAAAGCUAACAGCUUUAGCCGCGUCAGCUGCAGCGGCAGCAACUGGGUAAUUAGGCGUCGAAAAUGGCAGACUUUGAACGCUGAUUAAUGCUUCGUAACGUCGGGUGGGACGGGCGAGGCGACGCGGGCUCUCCUUUCGUCAAAAGCUGUUUUUUUAUAUUGUCAGUCUAACGGUAAACGGUAAACACCACGACGAUGCAGCUAACUUUACACUUUGAGAUAGACGCUUUCAACGUCCAGCCCGUUUAACCCGUGCCGUUUUACUACAGCGAGGCAGAUAUACUGGUCGUGCUUUGUAGGUGGUUCUAUAAAGAAGUAGUCGGCUAUGUCGGCGUGCGCCGUGUUGCUGCGUGCGGAGCACCAACCCGGGAGUUGUGCACCAUGAUGGAAGCGGUGUGCGGCGACGUUAGCCAGCGGACACCUUAGCUUGUGUUAGCUUAGACUUUACCAGCGACGUGCUAAUGGUGGCCUGCGACGGCCAGUUGAUCGGCGACUCCAUAAACUGAAGGACGCAUCUGGGCCAGCCUAACAUGGCUUCGGACGAAUCAUCGCUGCGCGCGCUGGAGAACCUGAUGACAGAGUUCUUUCAUAGCUGCACGACUAAUGAGCGGAAACGGGAAAUAGAAGAGCUGCUGAAUAACUUUGCACAGCAGACGGGAGCAUGGCGCCACUGCUUGUUCUUCCUCUCCAAUACUCGGAAUGAGUAUGUAAUGAUGUACAGUCUCACAGUAUUUGAAAAUCUGGUGAACAAAAUGUGGAUUGGAUUAGCUUCCCAAGACAAGAUGGAGAUUCGCAGCUGUCUUCCCAAACUCCUGCUGGCUCAGCACAAGUCGGUGCCGUAUUUCAUCCGUAACAAACUCUGCAAAGUCAUUGUGGACAUCGGGCGUCAGGACUGGCCAAUGUUCUACCACGAUUUCUUCACCAGCACCCUUCAGCUGAUCCAGACCCCAGCUCUUGCUCCUUUGGGUUUGAUGAUGUUGAAAACCACAUCGGAGGAGCUUGCUUGUCCUCGCGAAGACCUCAGCGUUGCCAGGAAGGACGAGUUGCGCAAACUGCUGCUCGAGCAGGUACCAACAGUGCUUGGGCUGCUGACAGGUAUCUUAGAGACUUACUGGGACAAGCACAGCGUCAUCGCUUCUACCCCGCCUCCAUCGCCCACUUCAAGGGAAGGUGUGGAAUUGCUGGGCAGUUUGUUUCAGGGCAGCCAAUACUCAAAGCUGCUUUGUCAGCCUAUGGCUGCGUUGGACAAUGAGAGUCAUCAGCUCUGUUGUCUUGUUUUGGAGUGCUUGGCUCACCUGUUCAGCUGGAUCCCACUGUCCACAAGUAUCACGCCCACCCUGCUGGCGUCCAUUUUCCACUUCACACGCUUCGGCUGUGAUCUGCGGACAAAGGCCAAGACGGGCCCCCUCAUCUCCUCCCCCUCUAAUGGCCAGCUGAACCCCGGGGCGGUGCGAACGCCAAACGGAGAGGGUCGCAACGGGCAGCAGAGCGAGGUCAACAAGGCGGACCGCGCUCGGCUCGGCGUGCUGGCCAUGACCUGUGUCAACGAACUGGUGUCAAAGAACUGUGUGCCAAUGGACUUUGAGGAGUACCUGAUGCGGAUGUUCCAGCAGACGUUCUUCCUCCUGCAAAGGCUGACGCAGGAGAACAACGCUCACACGGUCAAGAGCCGCUUACAGGAACUCGACGAGAGUUACUUGGAAAAGUUUACAGAUUUUCUGCGCCUGUUUGUGAGCGUCCACUUGAGAAGGAUUGAGUCAAGUCCUCAGUUUCCGAUUGUAGAGUUUCUCGGUCUGCUUUUCAAGUACACCUUCAACCAGCCUACGCACGAGGGAUACUUUGCCUGUUUGGACAUUUGGAGCGUGUUUUUGGAUUUUCUCACAACCAAAAUAAAAAGCAGACUUGCUGACAGAGAAAGUGUACUUAAUAGGUAUAAAGAUGCCUUAGUUCUUCUGCUGAGGGAGGUUCUCAAUCGCAUUCAGUUCAGAUACAACCAGGCUCAGUUGGAGGAGCUGGAUGAUGAGACUCUGGAUGAUGAUCAACAGACUGAAUGGCAACGGUACCUACGGCAAAGUCUGGAGGUGGUUGCCAAGGUGAUGGAACUGCUCCCAUCCCAUGCAUUUUCAACCCUGUUUCCAGUUCUGCAAGAAAAUCUGGAAGUGUACCUGGGUCUGCGGCAAUUCAUCGGCACCACUGGCUCAAGUCGAAGGCUGAACAUAACGGCAGAGAAUGAUUGCCGGCGCCUCCACUGUUCCCUCAGAGACCUCAGCUCGCUGCUACAGGCAGUCGGACGCCUAGCGGAGCAUUUCAUCGGAGAGGUUUUUGCUGCGCGCUUCACUGAUGCUCUGGCUGUGGUGGAGAGGUUGGUUGAGGUGACUUGCUACGGCUCUCAGACCGGCCUUUACGACCUGGAGACAGCUGUGCCUUCUGUGCUCAAACCCGACCUCACUGACGUACAUGCGCAGGCUGUCGCUGCUUUGCAGGCCUAUUCCCACUGGCUCGCUCAGUUCUACAGCGAAGUCCACAGUCAGAACCAGAGCCAGUUCAUCAACCUCAUCACCUCCGCUGUGAAUGCUAGUAGUCCACUCCUCACAACUAAGGUACCUGAGAAGCUGCUGCUCUCAGCGAGCCAUCUGAUGGUUUCCAUCACUGCUACAGUGAGGCCGGUGUUUUUAGUCACUUUGCCAGCUGUUCAGAACAUCUUCAACCGGAUUACUACAGAGAACCAAUCCCACCGACUUCCCCAGGAGGCUCACAUUCUUGUGUGCAGAUCUUUGUCCAACAUGCUGUUGCUUCCAUGGCCCAACUUACCCGAGAGCGAGCAGCAAUGGCAAACGCGCUCCAACAGUCACGGCACCCUAGUGGCCGCUCUCACGCGGGAGUAUCGUGUUUUAAGAGGAACGGUGAACAUCAGUGCACGACAGCCGGGUCUAGAUAAUGUGAAAGCAGUGAUACAUCACACUCUGCCUGUGCUCAGGGAUAUAGUCGACAGCAUCUCGAGUGAAUCCACCAAGUCACGGCAGAUCUGUUACCAGAGUCUUCAGGAGUCAGUCCAAGUGACUCUUCACCUGUUCCCAGUUUUUAUUCAGCAGCCAGAUGUGACCGAUGAGAUGCUGGCCUUCUUCCUGACUCUGUUUCAAGCAUUGCGAGUCCAAAUGGGCGUAGCUUUCACGGGACAGAUCAUCCAAACGUUCCUCAGCAUGUUCACAAGGGAGCAGCUGGCUGCCAGUAUUUUACAUGAAGGCAGCGCCGGAUGCAGGGUGGUGCAGAAGUUCCUGAAAAUCCUGCAGGUGGUGGUGCAGGAGCCUGGUCAAGCUUUCAAGCCCUUCCUGCCCAGCAUCCUCUCUCUGUGCAUGGAGCAGGUCUACCCAGUUGUGGCAGAGCGGUCCUCCCCGGAUGUCAAGGCAGAAAUGUUUGAGCUGCUGUACCAAAUACUGCACCAAAACUGGAGGUACUUCUUCAAAACCUCAGUCUUAACAAGUGUCCAAAGAGGAGGUGUGGACGACACCAUGGAGAAUGAGGCCCAGUUCACAGCAGCCAUGCAGGCUUUUGGACAGUCCUUCCUGCAAACUGAUAUCCACAUCUUCAAGCAGAAUCUGUCCUAUUUGGAGUCACUCAACAGCAAGCACAAGUUGUAUCACAGAAAGCUUUUCAGGACCUCGAUGCUCUUCCACUUCAUCAACGUGCUCCUGCAGGUCCUGCUGCACAAAAGUCACGACCUCCUCCAGGAGGAAAUCACCCUCGCCAUUUACAACAUGGCGUCUGUCGACUUCGAUACCUUCUACUCGGCCUUCAUGCCCGAGUUCCUGAACGGCUGUCAAGGCGUGGACACCAAUCAACGGGCCGUUCUCGCACGCAACUUCAAGCUUGAACAGGACCUGCCCUCGUUCACUCAAAGCGUGCAGAGACUGGUGAACGACCUUCGCUACUACAGACUGUGUAACAGUAGUUUGCCCACUGGUACCAUCAAGCUAUAGCCAAACGACUGCUUGCACCUCUCCACCCGUCAGCUGUGACCUUCAAAGACUGCCUGUGCUGACCACUCUGCCCCACACUCCUCCACUUCGGCUUCGCUCCGCACAAAGCAACGGCAAGGAGCAUCACACAUUUCUUGGUUGAGUAAGAGGGGGUGGGUGGGCAUGCUGCUGAUAACGUUUUUUAAUCUCUACUGUAAAAGGUCGACACAUUGGUUUCUUUCUUAGAGCAAUGUCCUCCUUAGUGUCUUGCCAAUGAACGUUUGUUUGGUGGGGAAACGUAAACCUGGUCUGCAGUUGGCAUCUGUCCAGACCCGGAGCUGUCUGAGCCAGGCCUUCUCUCCCAUUCUGCCACAACAAAGCUGGGCUGGAACUGAGCACUUUUUAACUCCAUUUUUGAGUGGGUUUUUUUUUUUUUUUUUUAAAUGUCUGCUUUUAUUCAUUUUUGCCUUUUUCAUCUCCAAAGGAGACAGAAUCUCAUCUUAAGAUCUUUCAUAUCAUUCCAUUCUGAAAAACGUGAAAACUGCUUGAUUAAUAAAUUGCUUUUUUCUUCUUCUUUUUUA
Messenger RNA from Fundulus heteroclitus (mummichog), 4816 nucleotides. RefSeq names its product exportin 6 (gene xpo6). The record is from RefSeq and is a predicted model, not a curated record. Lineage: Eukaryota; Metazoa; Chordata; Actinopteri; Cyprinodontiformes; Fundulidae. The transcript is spliced from 24 exons. Gene Ontology annotation, molecular function: nuclear export signal receptor activity; small GTPase binding. Gene Ontology annotation, biological process: protein export from nucleus. Bases 810 to 4256 code for a protein of 1148 amino acids.